AUGGAGGGUGACGUCAAGCCCAGCUCCAGGGCCGCCCCGCCGUGGGAUGCAGGGCUGCCCCACACUUAUGUGCUCAGCAAGUUUCUUUACGAGCAGCAGCUUCCUCUUCCAGCACAGGAGGACCCAGAUGUCAUCCCUCACGGAGCGAGCGAUGAGCCCGGUUGCGGUUGCAUGACUGACCGUGCCCUGAAGAUCCUCGUGGCUCCACAAAUACAUGAACAGCAGCUUCUUCAGGUUAACUGCAAAUCCUUUGCUCCCUGCCAGCUCUGCCUUGCGCUGGCCCUGCUGACACCCGUCCGGGCGCUGCCGCCGCCCCCCCGCCACCGCCUCGCCGAGGGGCUGAGCCGCUCCCGGGAGAUGCUGGAGGCCGCCAAGGCCUCCCUCCACCGGCUGAAGGAGCUCAACACCCUGGGAUUUGAAUGUAUCCUUGAAGAGAUUGAUCUUGAAGAUAUCACGAAGAAUCACAUCAACACGAUAAAAGCUUGUAUAUCUGAAGAUACAGGGACUGGAAACUGUACAGCACUGGAAAGAUCUACUUUUGAUACGAGUAAAUGCCUGCAGGGCAUCUACGAGGAUCUGAACGCCUACAGGGCAGAGCUGAAGAACUUCAAUGAUCAAAAGGUGCUGGCAGCUAUUGACGAAAUGAUGAAAGCCCUGAAGACGGGCAGUGGGAGCGCGCCGCAGCCCCCCGCCGGCGCGGGUCUGACUUCCUUCAAAGCGCGGAUGAGGCUCUGCGGCAUCCUUCACGCCUUCCGGAUCCGUACGGUCACCAUCAACAGGGUGAUGAGCUACCUGACCUCUCCAGAGAGCUCACUGUGA
Messenger RNA from Chroicocephalus ridibundus (black-headed gull), 819 nucleotides. It is a transcript of the gene IL12A, whose product is annotated as interleukin 12A. The transcript has 7 exons. Bases 1 to 819 code for a protein of 272 amino acids. Gene Ontology annotation, biological process: immune response. NCBI's taxonomy places the organism in Eukaryota, Metazoa, Chordata, Aves, Charadriiformes, Laridae. The record is from RefSeq and is a predicted model, not a curated record. Gene Ontology annotation, molecular function: interleukin-12 receptor binding; growth factor activity. Gene Ontology annotation, cellular component: extracellular region.